CAUACACACCCCUCUCGGAGAGUAGCGAACGUCACUGAAUCAUGGCUCUGUGCACCUCCUCUCUCAUCAUCACCUCCACUUCCCGAGCAAUUCCCGCCAAAAACCAAGGCUCGAGUAGUGCCUCUAUCCUGCGCGCCUCCUGCGUUAUCCUAGGCCAUCCUUACUCAACGGUUUCUCUCCCUUCAAAACCCGUCUCAACAAGGGGGGCAUCCCCAAAGUCAAACCCUCUACAGGCGACACAGCCUCCCAAAUACGUUUAUCCCGACCCUAUCCCCGAAUUCGCAGUCGCUGAAACCAAGAAAUUCAGGGAAGAGAUACUGAGGAAGCUAUCCAAGGACGAGGAGGCAUUUGGGGAUGACCUCGAAAUGAUUGUGAAUGUUUGUGCGGAGGUAUUCAGAGAAUUCCUGCAUAAAGAGUACGGUGGACCUGGGACAUUAUUGGUGGAGCCUUUCACAGAGAUGUUUGUUGCACUGAAUGAGAAGAAACUUCCUAGACCCUCUGUGGCUGCUCGAGCAUGUCUAUUAUGGGCUCAAAAAUAUGUUGAUGAAGAUUGGGAAGUUUGGAAUUCGAAAUCGCUCAAGUGAUCAUUCCCUCAAAGUAUCCUUAAUCUCUUCACACUCAAGCAUCAUUUGUACACACAUACAAAUAUUGUUCCCAUCAUGUUCAGGAAAUAUUCCUCUAAAUGUUUCGAAAAUAUUAGAGAAAUAUCGAUUGAAUCUGGAAUUGUUCGAAAAAAUAGUGUUGGAAUUUUCUGAUAGGUGUUCAAACAAGCUAAUGUGUCAUAGCGUUUCAGUGUGCUCCAUUGCAUUCCGAUGGAAAUAUUGGAACUUCUGAUUCCACCAUCAUUUUGUUUCGGCCGUGGUGAUGAAACGAAUUGUUUGUAACUGAUGCAUGAUUUCUUGUGCGUAUACUUUAAAAAGUAUGUUUUGUGCGACAAA
Molecule: messenger RNA, 938 nt
Organism: Rhododendron vialii
Lineage: Eukaryota; Viridiplantae; Streptophyta; Magnoliopsida; Ericales; Ericaceae
Product: protein PLASTID REDOX INSENSITIVE 2, chloroplastic-like
Exons: 4
Coding region: 42-584 (180 amino acids)
Biological process (GO): regulation of gene expression
Source: RefSeq, a predicted model, not a curated record